Vidua macroura (Pin-tailed whydah) is the source of this 2312-nucleotide messenger RNA. It is a transcript of the gene DEUP1, whose product is annotated as deuterosome assembly protein 1. Gene Ontology annotation, cellular component: deuterosome; centriole. The transcript is spliced from 14 exons. The record is from RefSeq and is a predicted model, not a curated record. Gene Ontology annotation, biological process: de novo centriole assembly involved in multi-ciliated epithelial cell differentiation; centriole replication. The coding region runs from base 96 to 1913 and encodes 605 amino acids. Lineage: Eukaryota; Metazoa; Chordata; Aves; Passeriformes; Viduidae.
GGCCGGGCUGCGGGGCUCGUACCGCGGCCACAGCGGCAGCGGGGGCGGCAGGAGCGAAGGGGGGAGCACGGCAGGUUAAAACGACAAUCACUAUUAUGGAGGAGGACUUAGAAGUGUUCCAGGAACAAGCUGUGACUAAAGCUUCUCCAUGUGAAGCUGAACUUCAGGAAUUAGUGCAUCAAAUUGACAUCAUGGUAAACAGAAAGCAAGUAGAAUGGGAAAGAAAGAUGAGAGCUUUGGAAGCAAAGAUGGAUAUCCAGGAUCAAGAAUUAGCAAGUGCCCAAAGCAAACUGGAUCAAAAAGGUCAAGAGGUGGGACUACUUCAACAAGAAUUGGAAAACUUACAGAAAACUAAAAAUGAAAUGGCUCAGAGUUAUGAAACUCAGCUUCAAGCACUGAAAUCUCAAUUCUCAAAGUUGAUACAUAGUUAUGAAAAGCUACAGUCACAUCAGUUAAAACAAAAAAAGCUCCAAAGUAGAGAUGAAUGUGAGGAAAACCUGGAGACAUCAUCUAACCCAAGGAAUUUAUAUGUGAAACUUGAGGAAUUUAAGACAAAAUCACAACAAUGGGAGAAGAAUGGGACAACCUGUGGAAAUAACCCUUCCUAUGUAGAUAGGCAACCCAGAUUAUUGCCCGAGAAAUGUAAUUUAUUUCAGAAGCAGACCCAGAAUUAUCAACUCCAAAUAUGCAAUAGGAAACAAAACGAAGAAGAGCUAAUUACCUAUACCCAGCCCAAAAGUGAAAACGAUGAUUUGAUUAUUGAAAAGCUAAAGGCAAUUGUGUAUGAAAUAGCAAGAAACAAGAAUAAACUGGUAGAGGAAAACAUGAAACUCCGUGAGGAUCUAAAAAUGUACCAAAAUCAGCGCCAGAACAUGGAGGCAGACAUCUCAGAAAUGAGAAAUGAGCUUCAGUCAAGGGAUGGUCUCUGGAGAAGGAUACAACUGGAAUGCCAAAAGUUGUAUACAGAAUUAUUGAAAAUCAAGGAGUAUAAAGAUAUGCAGGAAAGUCAAAUAAGGCAUCAAUCAUCUCGUGUUCAGCUUACUGAGCAACUAGAAACUAAAACCACUGAGUUAUUGCUAUUUGCAGAAAGUCAAGAACACCAAGAAGAAGAGCUGAACAAGAUAAGAAACCAUGUUUAUCAAGAGGAGCAGUCCCAUUGCUCUGAGCAGGAAAGAAUGAAGACAGAAAUCUCUGACCUGACAGAGGAGCUUCAUCAGAAAGAGAUCACUAUAGCAACUAUCAUGGAGAAAGCUAGUCUUCUGGAAAGACAGUUAAAAAUGGAGUUAGAGACAAAACACAAAUUGUUAACAAAACAGCAGUUGUUGGAAUUCCAUUACCAAGUUAUCAAAUCUGAAAACACACAUCUAAAAGAAAUGGUGGAAAACCAGGAAUGUGAAAGUUGCAUGUGUAUAGAUUUAUGUAACAAAGAACAUGGAAAUUUCACAGCUUCUCUUCACAAAAUGAAACAUGAGAAUUUAAGUCUACAAAAUAGCCUUGUUAAACCACAAAAUGACACAGAAACAUCGAUACUGGGUUGCAUGGAUACAUAUAGAGAAACAGAGCACAGCUACCAAACCCAUUCAAAGAUGCAAGAAGAGAGAGGCCAUGAAAAGAAAAUAGAUUAUAAAUCUCCAUUACCACCAGUGGGGUGUCCUUUGGGCCUUCCUGGGCCGUUUCCUGCAGUGGGCAGAACAGGCAGCUUUCAGAGCCCUGCUUACAAUGAAGAAGAAAUCAAAUUAUCGUCUCCCCCUGAGAUGUCCUUCCUUGCAACAACAGAAAAGUUCUUUCAAGAGGAAGAGAAACACGCAAGAGAAUUUGAAGAACGUUUAAAUUCACACAUUGAAGAGCUGCAAAGAUAUUCUGAAAAUACUCUAAAAAAAUAUGCCAGGAUGCAGCAAAACAGGCAUACUUAAGCCAGUCACACAAUUAAGAAAAGCAAACCAAGUAAUCACCCAUGAGUUCCUUAGAACUAAAAUCUGCAACUAGCUGCUUAAUGUAUUUAGGCACAUUGCCAAUAGCAUGUAUUUGUAACACCAAGUUUUCAAGAAAAUCAUCAUUCUCCUACAGAUUUAAGUAUAUUGUAACUUGACUAUAUGACAAAAUAAACUCUGAACAUAUUCUAAAAUAUACAGGUGGGUUUUGCACAGUUAAAUUGUGUGCAGUAGAGACCCUCUUGCAGCACUGUAAAUUAAGAUACUUAAAAUUCUGUAAUGUACAAAGGGCCAAUAAGUGGAAUUAUUCCCUUGAAAUUAGAAUCAACGAAGACAAAUUCUCUAGAUUGUACAGAAAAAUAAUAAAGGCCUUCAACCAUG